AGUACGUCUGGAUUUUCCGGUCGCAAGCGGGUUCAUCUUUAGUUAGUUUACGGUUUUUAGAGUGUAUUAAUGGUGCUAUAGUUUUCUUUGUUUCUUUUUCUUUCUCGCUUCGUUUUUGUUGUGAAAUUAGACAGGUUUUGUUUUUUUUAAGUGUACAAAAAUGUCUAGCUGACUCGGAGUCCUUGUCGUCGACGUGACGAAGUGUUAGCGAUUUGGCUCGUCGUUUCGUUUUCACCUUGAAUUUAGAUAUUAUCCUAAUGUCUUGUAUUCACUACAAGUUUCGAAGUGCUCUAGAAUAUGACACAAUUACAUUCGACGGGCUUUCUAUCUCGCUCGCCGACCUCAAGCGGUCUAUUAUUACUCAGAAGAAGUUCGGAAAAAAUUCCGACUUCGACUUGGAAGUUACAAAUGCCCAAACUAAGGAAGAGUAUAAAGAUGAGAUGACAAUGAUACCAAAGAAUUCCUCUGUGGUAGUGCGCCGCAUUCCUGUUGGACCAAAGAGCAAAGCACAACUGGCAGCGGAAAGAUCAUCUCCUUUUUCAAGUGGAGAGCAGAAAACAAGUGGUUUCCAAGAUUAUCAAGUUAUAAAAUCCAACAAGCUGAGCAAGGUGGCAGAUUUGGCUAAUGCCGAUGCAUCCGAGGAGGACAAGUUAAAGGCCAUGAUGAAACAAUCUGGAGAGGAUUGGGACCCUUCACAAUAUGUGAGAGGGCGUCGACCUUAUGCACCAGGUGUGCCUCUAUCUCAGAGCUAUGUGUGUUUUAGAUGUGGUAAACCAGGACACUUCAUUAGAAACUGUCCCACUAAUGGGGAUGUUAGAUUUGAUGUUCCAAAGAUGAAACGCACCACUGGUAUUCCUCGCACUUUUCUUGGCACAUUAGAGGACAGGUCAUCGCCUACAAACAGGUCUUCACCAUCAACUCAAGGCGAGGAUUCCAAACCUAAAGAAAAAGGCACGGAACCUGCUAAUAAGAAAGUUCCUUCAGCUGAGACGGGUAACAAGAAAGUUCCUUCAGAACUUAGGUGCCCCUCUUGUAACAAUUUACUGACAGAUGCAGUGCUUAUUCCUUGCUGUGGUACAAGCUAUUGUGAUGAUUGUAUUAGAAACUAUCUUUUGGAGAAUGAGCAAGAAUGUCCAUCUUGUGGUGCAGAAAAUGUUUCACCCGAUUCAUUGGUAAUCAACAAGCAGCUUAGACAGGCUGUGAAUACUUUCAAAAAUGCCAGACCAGCCAGCCCCUUUCCAAGCCAGGCUGUGGUAACAAAAAGUACAUCAGCAACAUCAGUUACUGUAGCUAACAGCUCUGAGGUAAAACAACUUCAGUCAGCAGCAGUGGAUACAACUGAAAGUGCCAGUGAAAAUGUUGUGUCGGACAGUAAACCACCUGAAAGUAAAGCAGUCAAACAAAUUAAUGAUGCAGAUAACAAGACAAAAGAAAGUUCCCCAAAGCCUGUCAAACAAGUGAUAAGUCAGCCACAACAAAUCAGAGUCCAUCAUCGUGAUGGUCCACCACAACAAGCUGCUGGACUACAUCAGGGUGGUGCACCAUUUGAUCCUCGCAGAAGACCAGGUGAUUUCCUUCCAAGGGGUCCACCUCGGAUACCUGAACCCAUUAUUCCUCACGGACUGCCCCCAGAACACGUGCCUCGUGUCCCAGCUGUCAGGCCAGGUAUGGGUGGCCCACCUCACCCACGUCCACCCAUGAAGGUACCCAAUUAUGUGCCUGCCUCGAUUGGAGGCAUGCAUGCAGUAGCACCCAGGCCAGCUAUUCCUCGAAUGCCACCUGUCCCUACCUUAGUGGGGGCACCACUUCCGCACCGUCCACCUUUUGGACCACCGAUGUUCGACCCACUCCACCACCCGUCCGAUAUACCAAGGUCUCUCACGCCACCUAUGUCCGAGAGAGAGUUUUACAAAAUACAAAAGAAACUGAAAUCAAGAACCAAGAAGAAGCGAGAGCAUUCUUCAGCCACUUCUUCCUCACGUCCCAGAAAGGAACCCAAGAAAGACGGAGGUAAAUUCGAUUUUGACGAUGAACUUUCAGAAUACCGUGAACUGCAGAAAAGUCGUCAACGUUUGCGCUCACGGUCUUUGACUCCAUCACGCUCAUUGUCACGUUCCCAAUCACGAUCGCGGUCGAGAUCUUUCUCACGAUCACGAUCACGUUCCCGCUCACGUUCUUCAGCAAGUCUCGCGCGUUCACCCACGCCAGAGGGUUGGGACGAAUCAAGAUCUCCAUCGCCAGUUCCGUCACGAAGUGGCACUGCUUCCGCAGAAGAGAAGAGAAGGAAACACAAGAAAAGAAAGAAAGAACAAAAGAGUAAAGGGCACAAGAAACAGAAAACAUCGCACAAAGAGGAACAGCCUUCCACAGAACAGAAAGACGGGACUGCCGUUUUUAAGGAAGAAGAGAAAGGCACUGACAAAAAGAAGCGUAAAAAGCAAAAAGAGAAAGCUGCUGGCAUAGAAGAAGAGAAAGAUAAGCUCCUGGAAGUUGGGAAAGAAAAAGUUAAAAAGGAAGAUAAGGCGAGUAGAGAGAAAGAGAAAGGGAAGAGAAAGGAGAAGGACAAGAAAAAGCUGAGUGAUAAGGAGAAAGGAAAAGAAACUGAGAAACAAGGUGAAAAGAAAGAAGGAAAGAAGGGUAAAGAAGGAAAAGAGAAAAAGAAGAGGAAGGAUAAGGACAAGAAGGACGAGUCGUCUUCUGGUAAGAAGCGAAAGAGUAAAAAGAAACACAAGAAGCACAAACGACACAAAAAGGAAAAAUCCAAAGAGGAGAAAACUGGAGAUGAAGACGAUGAUGAGAACGAUAGGUUGGCGGCCAAGGAAGAUGAAAAUCAGGAUGAGUCAUCUGAUGGCGAUAACCAUGAAGAGGAAACGGCGACAGAUGAUGAAAAAGACGAGCAUGGAACAGACCAAGCUGAACUACAAGGUGAAAGCAGUGGCAGUGAAGAAACAGAACGGAUGGACGAGGAUGAAAGGGAAGGAGUUGGAAAAGAAAGUGAUGAUGAAACAUUGGGAGGGCUGAAGGAAAUUGACGAGGAAAAACUACUAGGGAACGGGAGCGACGACGAGGAAGAACAAGAAGAAAAGAUUGAAAAGAAACUGGGAGGAAAUGGCAGUGACAUUGAAGGGGAUCAGAGGGAGGAGAAGUUGCUUGAGAGUGAUAAGGAAAAUGAUGAGCAAGAGGCCGAGGACAAGCUGAAAGGGGAUGAAAGUGAUAGUGAAGAAGAACAACGGUUUAAGGGAAGCGAUGAAAAACAACUUGAAAGCAGAAGUGAGGAGGAAAAUGACACAGACGGUGGAAGGAAUAAGGAGAAACAGGGGGAAGAUGGCGGACUUGUGGUGGGAAGGCAAGAGAAUAGGAGUGACAAAGAGACAGCGACUAGACCGAUAGGAAAGACUACAAACGGCAAAAAUGAAACAACGAAUCAUGAUCACAUAAGCCUUAAGACAACUGAAGAGGAAAACGGUAAUCAUAAAGUAGAACAGUGAGAGAAUCAGGAAAUAACUAGAGAAAAUGAGAAUCACAUGUACACGGAUAAAGCAUACAGAAGAGUGAAGUACUUGCUGAGAAUAUAUUGUUCGCACAAGAGGAGGUACGAAAAUGGUAAAAUGUCUAACGUUGCGUGCUGAAGAAAUCCAUUUAGCUUAAAGCAAAAUAAUGGAAGGGCGAACACUUCUAACCCUAAAAUCAACAUACAUAUCCUCCCAACUGGCCACCGUAAAUCGGUUAUCAUACAAGAUGGGAAGAUUUGAUGUGUGAGGUUUUCUCCUCGGUGAUCAGUUUCCUAAUAACUGUUUCUUGUAUUAAUUUUGCAAGGAGAAAUAAGAUUCUGAUCACCAGAUAAAGUGGGGGCUAAUAAAGUGUCUCAAGAUUAGCAUGUCCAUAUGAUGUAAGCAGCUAACUUGGUGAGUAAAAAGGAACACGAAAGAGGAAAAGUGUGUAUAGUAAGCUAGAAUUAUAAUUUACUGUAACAAACGUGUAGUCAAAUGUCUGUAACUUCA
This is a messenger RNA of Orbicella faveolata, 4001 nucleotides long. RefSeq lists its product as uncharacterized. Gene Ontology annotation, cellular component: nucleus. The record is from RefSeq and is a predicted model, not a curated record. Gene Ontology annotation, biological process: mRNA processing; ubiquitin-dependent protein catabolic process; protein ubiquitination. Lineage: Eukaryota; Metazoa; Cnidaria; Anthozoa; Scleractinia; Merulinidae. Gene Ontology annotation, molecular function: nucleic acid binding; zinc ion binding; ubiquitin protein ligase activity.